Messenger RNA from Melanotaenia boesemani (Boeseman's rainbowfish), 1309 nucleotides. It is a transcript of the gene lrrc51, whose product is annotated as leucine rich repeat containing 51. The transcript has 5 exons. Lineage: Eukaryota; Metazoa; Chordata; Actinopteri; Atheriniformes; Melanotaeniidae. The record is from RefSeq and is a predicted model, not a curated record. Gene Ontology annotation, molecular function: protein binding. The coding region runs from base 319 to 885 and encodes 188 amino acids.
AGGAAAUGGAUACAACCUAAAAAAAUACAAAUGCACUCGUAAAUCAAUAUUACAGAAUGUACAGCAUUACAACAGCCUGUAUUUUUUCAGUUGUUUCAGCAUGUUUGCAGUUGGAUUUCAGCAUACACAAAUGCACUAGACAUGCAACUACAAGUCCCAUGAUGCGCUUGCUUGUUUCCUUAGAAACAAAUGGUAACUUUAGCAAACCCAAAAGGGAACUUUCUACAGUAAAUCAUCCGUCGUAACGUGAAACUAUAGAAAACAUCCACUAAAAGUUACCUCACAUUCUUGGUUGGAGAGGCAUUCACAGGUGAGACCAUGUGUGGAGCUCCAGUGGAUUUAUCUUUUAAAAAUUUCAGCAGGUUGACAGAUGCGUUGACAGAGGAGCCCACCAGAGGUCUACGUCCGUUAAAGCGAAAUUCAAAGAGUAAAUACCUCAGCUGUUCCCUGCGUCUCAAUAAUAACAACAUUACUGACCUGUAUGACCUUCAGAAGACUGUGAGCCACUUCCUGUCUAAGCCUUCACAUCUUGCCUGGCUGGACCUGUCCUUCAACAAACUCACACACAUAGACCAGGUUUUGUGUGAGCUGCAUGCAUUGCGUGUAUUGUACCUUCAUGGAAACAGCAUUUCUAUCCUGUCCGAGGUGGACAGGUUAACCGUACUGCCUCAUCUUCACUCCAUCACUCUUCAUGGAAAUCCAGUAGAAACCAACAAAACUUACAGAUAUCAUGUGAUUUCUGUUUUGCCUCGGCUGAAAACAAUGGAUUUCAGUGCUGUGACACGACAGGAGCAUGUCAUGGCAAACAUCUGGCAUCGAGGCAACACUUGCAGCAGGGGCAGAAAGGAAAAGUCUCCUGUGACUGCUGGCCCUUCUUUCCUGUAACUUAAUGAAAACAAAUAUGUGUAUAUAUGUUCACUAUUUGAAGUAAGAUUUAGCUAGGUUCUUUAAGUCUGUUUGUUGUUCCUUGCCCGAGGACCAGGCUGGAACUGACACACUUUAUGCUUGCAUGUUAUUGCUGUGAAACCAUCAGUUUGAGUCCAGUUAAUAGCUCAGUUUAGCCUCAUGCUUGUAGAACUGGUGAUAACUGAAAAUAUGGAUGCAUUUACAGAUUUAGAUUUCAAGACAGCUUAGAGCUUUGUAAUUUCCUAAACUGUGAUUAAGUGAUAGGGAUGCACAUUAAAGUAAAUCACUAACAUGCUUGAAUAUAUGUGAAACAUUUCAAUAGACUGUCUUGUUAUAACAAAGUUGGAUAAGUCAUUAUUGUCACAGGCCGUCUCUGUAACACCACUGAGUAAACUAGUUCUAA